CGGACGGUUUUUCCAUUUGAUCCGUGUGAGAUCGGCGGCCUUUUCAACUGUUCAAAAUUGUAUAAAAAUCUAGCUUUAAAUUAAUCAGGAAGUGUGGUGUUAAAAUCAAGUUUAAUUUGCAUACAGAUCGGAAACCUAUCGACUUAAAACAAUCAAUAUGAUGUCAAAGAAAUUGUUUGCUAGCUCAGCGCGCCUGCUGAUCCGCUCCAGCUCCACAUUGCACUCAAAGGCAGCGCCGGCGAUGAUGUCGCAGCCGGCGUCCGAGAUGCCCGAAUGCAAUCAUCGUCCGGCUGCGUACAAUGGUCCCAGCUACGAGCAGAUACUGGCGACACGCAAGAACCAUUUGACGCCCAAUUUGGUAUCGCACUUCAAGAAGCCGCUGGUCAUCCAUGCCGGCCACAUGCAGUGGCUCUACGAUCACGAGGGUCGUCGCUACCUGGACAUGUUCGGUGGCAUUGUUACCGUCUCCGUCGGCCACUGUCAUCCUAAAGUAAAUCAGGCGCUGACGGAUCAGAUCUCCCGAUUAUGGCACACGACCAACAUCUAUAUGCAUCCCAAGAUUCAUGAGUACGCGGAGCGUUUGACGGCCAAGUUCCCCGGCAAUCUGAAGGCCGUGUGCUUUGUCAACUCCGGCUCGGAGGCAAACGAUAUGGCCAUGCUGAUGGCCCGUCUCCACACAGGCAAUCAGGAUAUCCUGACCUUUCGCAAUGCCUAUCACGGCAUGUCACCCUACACCAUGGGUCUAACAGCGCACUCAACGUGGCGCUAUCCACUGCCGGGCAUCAACAAUGGCAUCGUUCACGUGAUGAACCCAGAUCCUUAUCAGGGCAUUUGGGGUGGUGCCGCUUGCCGGGAUUCACCUGUGCAAACGACGCACAGCUGCAAUUGUACCCCGGGCAGUUGUGAGGCGGGCAACGCAUAUUACAAUGAGCUGGAGCAGACUUUUAAGUACUCGCUGCCACGUGGCAAAGUGGCCGCCAUGUUUGCCGAGUCCAUUCAGGGCGUGGGCGGCACAGUCCAGUACCCCAAAGGUUAUCUGAAGCGGGCCGCUGACUUGGUUCGCGCCAAUGGUGGACUCUUUGUGGCCGACGAGGUGCAGACGGGCUUUGGCCGUACUGGUGAUCAUUUCUGGGGCUUCGAGGGACACGACUAUACACCGGAUAUUGUGACCAUGGCGAAGGGCAUUGGCAAUGGCUUCCCACUGGCGGCGGUCGUCACAACGCCCGAGAUUGCCGCCACGCUGGGAUUGGCACUGCACUUCAAUACGUACGGCGGCAAUCCAAUGGCCAGUGCUGUUGGCAUUUCCGUGCUGGAUAUCAUCGAGGAAGAGCAGCUGCAGCGCAACUCACUGGAGGUGGGCACCUAUUUCCUCAAGUGCCUGGAGGAGUUGCAGAAGCGCUACGAACUGAUUGGCGAUGUGCGCGGCAAGGGUCUGAUGAUUGGCGUUGAGCUGGUGAACGAUCGCGAGACGCGUGCUCCACUGGCCGCGCCACACAUGCUGGACAUUUGGGAGACGUGCAAGGAUUUGGGUGUGCUCUUUGGCCGUGGUGGACUCCAUGGAAAUGUGCUGAGCUUUCGACCACCAUUGUGCAUCAGUUAUGAGGAUGUGGAAUUUACACUGAGUAUUUUAGAAACAGUCUUCGAGCAACACAUGAGUAAAAGGCCACGCAGCUGGAGAGAUACAACUGCUUAUUCACAUUCGACAUUCGAUAGAACAUAAACAAAUUAAUGGAAUUUAAUAUUUAAAUAAUAUAAUAUUUAUUACUUAAAACUAGUUUAAUAUAAUUGAGCACAAUGUCGGAGUUUAGGGAGCACAGUUCGAAUUAAAGAGCAGACUGUGAGCAUUUUACAUUCCAAAUGCCACUGAGCGAGGCAUUAAAACUUAUAUGUAAUAUUUAUAAAUAUGUAAUUGUAUAAUUUAUAUAUUGUAUAUAGAUAUAUUUUAGGCACAGCAUUUUCAUUAAAGAGAGUUCUCGUUCGAUUUUGUUAAGUUGCUUAACUCUUACAAA
Drosophila grimshawi is the source of this 2009-nucleotide messenger RNA. RefSeq names its product alanine--glyoxylate aminotransferase 2, mitochondrial. The coding region runs from base 158 to 1720 and encodes 520 amino acids. The transcript has 4 exons. The record is from RefSeq and is a predicted model, not a curated record. Gene Ontology annotation, cellular component: mitochondrion. Lineage: Eukaryota; Metazoa; Arthropoda; Insecta; Diptera; Drosophilidae. Gene Ontology annotation, molecular function: pyridoxal phosphate binding; L-alanine:glyoxylate transaminase activity. Gene Ontology annotation, biological process: glyoxylate catabolic process.